CAACACUUGCAGCUACACAGACUCUUAAAUACAGAAAUUGAUUCCGAUUGGAAUUCCAUUCAUCCAACAUGGCACCACAUACAGUCCACCUGUUUUCUAUCCCAGAUGCAAGUGAAGCAUUAAUAAUUCAAUCUCUCUGAAAGGGCACACCCAAGCCCCUUACAGUCGCCAGAGCACAUUACUUUGUCUCCACCUCUCAUCUCUCAUCUACACUCCAAAACGAUCCCACCAGCAAUACCCCUCUCUUCAAUCUCGUGACUAUCCUUCCCGGUUCCUCAACCCCAGUCCCGCCAUCCAUCACCGAGAUCUCAACUAGAACUUUAUCUUUUACGGUCGACAUCGAAGACCACUGGUCUACAAACUACGCCGAACGCAACGCAAUGCUCCUUCACCGCACGAAAGAACCAGUCCCACCUUUCCCGCUCACCCCAUCCUCACCACCCGACCCCAAUGAAGAAGAAGUCGAGUUCUCACUCACGCCAUCUCUCCGCACCUUCUUCGCCGACUUCUCAGCCAAGUACGCCGGGCCCGUAACGAUGUUCAACUUCCUUUCUUUUCACGGAGGGAUGUUCCCGACGUAUCAGAAAUACAUGGAUGCGUUUAUCUCUGAUCUGGGGCCAAAGUACGGCGCUGAGCCGAGAUUGGUGGGUGAAAUUGUGAAGACGGAGGAUGGGGAUGGACGGGCAAAUGAGAAUGAGGUUGCGGAAAAGUGGGAGAAGAUGGCGUUUGUGCAUUAUGAUGGGGCGGUGAACUUUGCGAGGAUGUUGGAGGAUGAGAUGAAUAAGGGGUUGGGUCGGAUGUAUAAGAAACGGGUUGUGAGGGAUAAUCCGAUUUUGCUUCUUGUUGAGCUUGAGGAGUAGGCGGAUUCUUCGAAAGAGGGCGCAACGACGGGGAGGAAUCAAAAAUGCGUACUCUGAGUGUUUUACUCACCUUUUUGCUAUUCCCGAAUCUGUGUUACAAUUUCAAUGAAAAAUAAGCUGCAU
Messenger RNA from Cadophora gregata, 983 nucleotides. RefSeq lists its product as uncharacterized. The record is from RefSeq and is a predicted model, not a curated record. NCBI's taxonomy places the organism in Eukaryota, Fungi, Ascomycota, Leotiomycetes, Helotiales, Ploettnerulaceae. Bases 381 to 860 code for a protein of 159 amino acids. The transcript has a single exon.